Messenger RNA from Drosophila sechellia, 1660 nucleotides. It is a transcript of the gene Tsp5D, whose product is annotated as Tetraspanin 5D. The transcript has 6 exons. Bases 279 to 1130 code for a protein of 283 amino acids. Gene Ontology annotation, cellular component: plasma membrane. The record is from RefSeq and is a predicted model, not a curated record. NCBI's taxonomy places the organism in Eukaryota, Metazoa, Arthropoda, Insecta, Diptera, Drosophilidae.
UUAUUUUAAACAACCGCGGCGAGCGCAUAGAAUACGCGAAACGAACCGAAAAUCUGAAAUCCCAAGCCAGCGAUCCGACUAUCCGAAUCAGAAUCAAAAUCAGAAUCGAUAUUAGAAGUGCAGAACCAAACGAAACGUUUGGCAACGCGAAUCGGAGAUUCCUGCGCCAGUUAAUUCUUUGUUUUCCUAUUUUUUUUCGAGUUAAAUUCUGUGGCUUAUAGUGCGAAUCGAAGUCCGUUGGAAAAAGCGUUUAAUCGUCCUGAAGCCAAUAUCCCGCGAUGGGCAAUGCCGGCUACACUUGCAUACGCCGCACAUUCUGCUGGCUCAACAUCAUUCUAUGGCUGUGUAGCUGUGCGUUUUUAGGAGCGGGACUCUGGUUGCGACUGAGCUACGCGGGAUACGCCACUUUGCUGCCCCAGCACGCCGGUCUGAGUGCGGACACCAUCUUCAUGGGCAUCGGGGGCACCGGGUUUGUGGUCAGCUUCUUUGGCUGCUGCGGCGCCUGGGUGCAGUCCCGCUGUCUCCUGGUAUUGUACUUCAUGCUGAUUGUAAUGCUGUUCAUGAGCGAGUUCCUGGUUGGCUCCAUCGCCUUUCUCUUCCGCGGCGGACUGGGACGGACUUUGGCCAACGAGCUGCGCUUCGGGAUCGAGCGGCACUACAACAGCAGCGAUCGGGGAUCUCUGGUGGCGCCUUCGGUGGCCUCCAUUUGGGACAGCGUGCAGCAGUCGUUCGAGUGCUGCGGCGUCUCCUCCUACGAGGAUUGGUAUGACAUCCAGUCGUGGCCAGGCAGGCGCUGGGUGCCCGAGUCCUGCUGCAGGACCCUCUACGACCAGCGCCAGGUACUCACCGAAGGAUCCGGCGACGGAAUGAUGCGUCCGGACUGCGGCAGAUCUGAGAACCCGUCGCUGUGGUGGGACAAGGGCUGUGCCCACUCGCUGCAGAGCUGGUUCACUGGCCAGUUGAACGUGGUGGGCGCGGUGGGACUGGGCAUUGCCUUCGUCCAGCUGUUCGGGCUGAUCACCUCGAUGCUGCUGUUCUGCACGGUGAAGCACAAGCGAGCCUCGGACACCUACAAGUCGUACUCCCCGUCGAUCGAUCCUCAGACCCGCACCAGCAGUUGGGAGGAUUGAACGCGCCUGUGACGGUGGUAGGCGGACUUCUAAAUUGGGGGGUUGGGGUCGGCCCCCCGAACUCCCUGUCGCUAUCUCUAUUCCUUUUGUUAACUCUUUUAGUUUCUAAUUUAUUCUGCGAAAUGUGCCAAAAAUUAAUUUAAUUCAAAGUGUAUUUUUUUGUUUUUUUGUUUGUAAUCUGUAGGCGAAGACAAGUCGAACAAAAUUGAACUGGCAGCAAGAUGGCAGAUUCGCACUGGACGCAGUGUGAACAUGGCAUAAUGCUGCCGGUGAAACAAUCACAUAUUUAGUUAGCGGUGUAUCCAUAUUGUGAUGUGCUCUCUAGUAGUAUAGUAUAAGGCCCAAGGCCCGAAACGCACCUAGAACAGGGUAUAUUGCGUUCCAUACUUAUCAGGCUGGCUGCUUAGCUGCAAGAGUACCUGACAUACGAGUAUAUACAGCUAGUGCGAGUCGGGAUCCUUGGACCUGGAUAUGCUUAUGCUCGUAACCCUUCAAUUAAACCAAUAUAUCAACUAUAUAUUUAUACAUAA